This is a messenger RNA of Rhizoctonia solani, 3963 nucleotides long. Its product is annotated as Myosin head (motor domain). Gene Ontology annotation, cellular component: microvillus; cytoplasm; cell tip. Gene Ontology annotation, biological process: vesicle transport along actin filament; actin filament organization; endocytosis. Gene Ontology annotation, molecular function: actin filament binding; microfilament motor activity; ATP binding. The transcript has 20 exons. Lineage: Eukaryota; Fungi; Basidiomycota; Agaricomycetes; Cantharellales; Ceratobasidiaceae. The record is from RefSeq and is a predicted model, not a curated record. Bases 1 to 3963 code for a protein of 1320 amino acids.
AUGGCUCCAUCCAAGAAAGCGGGAAAGAAAGGCGCGGCUGCGGCGGCCAAGAAGGGUGGUCCGGCCAAGGUCCAGAAGGCCGACUGGAAAGAAGGAUUCAAGAAGAAACAAGUUGGUGUAUCGGACAUGACAUUGCUCACAACUAUCAGCAACGACAGUGUGAAUGACAAUCUGGAGAAACGAUGGAAAAACGGAGAGAUCUAUACUUACAUUGGACAAGUACUUAUAUCUGUGAAUCCGUUCAGAGAUCUAGGUAUUUACACUGAAGCCGUGUUAGAAUCGUACAAGGGCAAGAACCGUCUGGAAAUGCCUCCCCACGUAUUUGCUAUCGCAGAGUCAUCUUACUACAACAUGAAGUCUUACAAGGAGAAUCAAUGUGUCAUUAUAUCUGGCGAAUCUGGUGCUGGUAAAACCGAGGCUGCAAAGCGAAUUAUGCAGUACAUUGCGGCCGUGUCGGGUGGUCAAGACAGCAGUAUCACGGAAAUCAAGGAGAUGGUGCUGGCCACUAAUCCUUUACUAGAGAGCUUUGGUUGUGCCAAGACACUGCGUAACGAUAACUCUAGUCGACACGGAAAAUACCUCGAGAUUAUGUUCAAUUCUAACGCAGAGCCAAUCGGUGCUCAGAUUACGAAUUAUCUACUAGAAAAAGGUCGCGUAGUUGGUCAAAUCAAUAAAGAGCGAGAUUUCCACAUUUUCUAUCAAUUCACCAAGGGGGCCUCUGACGAACAGCGAGAGGCCUUUGGUUUACAAGGACCAGAUGCAUACUCUUACACAAGCCGCAGUAACUGUCUAGAUGUUGCCUCAAUCGAUGAUGUUAAAGACUUCCAUGACACUCUGCAAGCGAUGAAUGUCGUUGGCCUUACUGCAGAGGAACAAAACGAUAUUUUCCGCAUGAUUGCUGCCAUUCUUUGGAUCGGAAACAUUCAAUUUGUGGACUCUGAGGAUGGCAGCGGGUCCACGAUCACAGACACCGGCGUAACAGAUUUUGUUGCCUACUUGCUUGAGGUUGAUGCUGCGAUGGUUUCCAAAGCUAUGGUAUCAAAAACCAUGGAGACGCAACGUGGUGGACGUCGAGGUUCCGUAUACGAUGUACCUCUCAACCCCGCCCAAGCGGCUGCCGGAAGGGAUGCUCUCGCGAAAGCCAUCUACAACAAUUUGUUCGAAUGGAUUGUGUCUCGCGUUAACAUCUCAAUGAAACCUCGACAGGCCACUGUACAGGUCAUAGGAGUACUUGAUAUCUACGGUUUCGAGAUUUUCCAGAAUAACAGUUUCGAGCAGCUGUGCAUCAAUUAUGUCAACGAGAAAUUGCAACAAAUCUUCAUCGAGCUUACUCUUAAAACGGAACAAGAGGAAUACGUGCGCGAGCAAAUCAAGUGGACGCCGAUCGAGUACUUCAACAAUAAGAUUGUUUGCGAUCUUAUCGAAGAGCGUCGCCCACCAGGGAUCUUUGCAGCUCUUAACGAUGCUACUGCCACCGCACACGCCGAUCCAGCCGCCGCAGAUAGCUCCUUCAUCCAGCGCUCUGCUGCUUUAGCAUCUAAUCCUCACUUCGAAUCUCGUGGCGGCCAGUUCCUCGUCAAACACUACGCUGGAGAUGUCAUGUAUACUGUGGCUGGCAUGACGGAUAAGAACAAGGAUGCCCUAGUGAAGGACUUGACGGAUCUGAUUAUCGGUUCGGGCAACGCAUUCCUCCAAACUCUUUUCCCGGACCGGCCCGAUCCUAACAGCAAAAAGCGUCCACCGAGUGCCGGAGACAAGAUCAAGGCAAGCGCAGGAGCAUUGGUUGAGAACCUGAUGCGCUCCCAACCGGCAUAUAUCCGAACUAUCAAACCUAAUCAGAACCGGAGCGCCACCGAAUACGAUAACAAGGCAAUCUUGCAUCAGAUCAAGUAUCUCGGGCUGCAGGAGAAUAUUCGCGUCCGCCGAGCCGGGUUUGCUUAUCGAAACACGUUUGAGAAGAUGGUCGAGCGGUUCUACUUGCUUUCUCCCAAUACUUCAUAUGCUGGGGAGUAUACCUGGACCGGGGAUGCUCGUUCGGGAUGUGAGAAAAUUCUGACUGAUGUUGGGAUUGCGAAGGACGAAUGGCAGAUGGGUGUCACCAAGGCUUUCAUCAAGAACCCAGAAACGCUCUUUGCGCUCGAGACAAUGAGGGAUCGAUAUUGGCAUAAUAUGGCGGCGCGUAUUCAACGCGCUUGGAGGAACUAUAUGCGCUAUAAGAAUGAAGCAGCCGCACGCAUCCAGCGAUUCUGGAAGAACAACAAGGAGGGCAUUGUGCAUGCGGAAACUCGGCAAUAUGGACAUGAUAUGCUAAACGGUCGUAAAGAGCGUCGUCGCUACAGUUUACUAGGUUAUCGCAGAUUUCUGGGUGAUUACCUUGACGUCGGAGGGCGGAGCGCCUUGGGAGAGACGAUCAAGGAUGCAUGUGGAAUCGCCGGAGGCGAAACUGUUCAUUUCAGUAGCCGAUGCCAACUGCUGGUCUCUAAACUCGGCCGCUCUAGUAAACCAUCUCCUCGAUAUAUCGUUUUGACAGAGAAAGCUGUAUAUUUGGCGGUCACUACUGCAAAAGACGGGCGAAUUGCUACGACGCUUGAUCGGAAAGUACAAUUGGUUACUAUUCGAUCAGUUGCUAUGUCCAAUCUUCGCGACGAUUGGAUGGCGCUCAAUGUGAAUGCGUGCGAAGAAGGCGACCCAGUGAUAAGCUUGGAAUUCAAGACGGAGUUCACGGCAUCCUUGAUGAAAUUAACUCAUGGGCAAGCGAAUCUCCUAAUCGGACCAACGGUCGAAUACGCAAAGAAGAAAGAGAAGAAGCAACUUAUCAAGUUUGUCAAGGACGAGACUGUUCCGCGCGAUGAUGUCUACAAGAGCCACACAGUCCACGUCCCGACCGGAGAGCCCGCCAAUAGUCAAUCGCGGCCGGUCCCUAAACCUAAGCCCGGACAAGCUAAACCAAUCACUCAGGGCAAACUGCUUCGCAAGGGAGGACCAUCCAACUCGUCUCGUCCAACACCAAAGCCCAAGCCGAAACCUGCAGCACAGCCUCUUCCUGGACAGAUUUCGACACCAACUGCAGCUUCACGCAGUGUACCAACACCUCCUUCUCGCUCUGCGGCGCCACCUCCACCCCCACCUCCUGCUGCUGAACCUGAAGUUCCAACAGUGAAAGUACUAUACGACUUUGCUGGGCAACCAGGAGAGAUGUCACUAACAAAAGGCGAGAUACUGGAACUCGUAGAGAAGGACAAGGACGGUUGGACCCUCGUCAAGAAGAAUGGAACUGAAGGAUGGGCGCCCUCUGAUUAUCUGCAAAUUGUUCCGCCCAAGCCUAAGCCAGCACCUGCAGCGCCUCCACCACCGACUCGACGUGUCGUGCCACCACCUGCACCAACGCCAGCAGCACCAACGCCACCACCUGCGCCUGCAGUCGUCCCCAAACCUGCAGUAGGUGGGGCCAAACCACCAAUCGUACCCAAGUCCGUUGCCGCAGAUGCUAGUGCCAAGCCAGUCUCGGUAUUUCCCGGCGUCGGUGGUGGUUCGGGGCCCACCCCGUGGAAAAAACCCGCCACGACCUCUUCAGCACCUCCGCCACCUCCGCCUCCACCUCCAGCACCCGCUGCAGCUCGCCCUGUUCCUGCUGCUCCAGCUCCACCCCCAGCACCUCCACGGCCAACUCCACCAGGCGGAGUAGCUAGGGCUGUUCCUCCUGUCGCAGGUCGUGCAGUUCCUCCCAAGCCUCCUGCUCUGGCCGCCAAACCACCCCCAAUUGCGCCGAAGCCCGGAGGAAUCGGAGGCGCUCCAAAGCCACCUGGUGCUAAACCUCCUGUCCCGGCCGCACGCCCGGCUCCAGCCGCCAGCGGCGGAGGGGCCGGUGGCAGUGGAAUCAAGCCCCCUGCUGCCCCACCAGGUCAGAUGGAUCUGGCAACUAUGUUGGCGAGACGCGCUGGAAUACAGAAACAAGAUGAUUAA